Closterium sp. NIES-65 is the source of this 2124-nucleotide messenger RNA. Lineage: Eukaryota; Viridiplantae; Streptophyta; Zygnematophyceae; Desmidiales; Closteriaceae. The record is from the annotation of a GenBank genome assembly.
AUGCACCGAUCGCACUCCUUCACAGGCGCGGCGAACCCGCAUAGGCAUCUCCUGCACAGAAUAGAACACCCGCUACUGUCACCCUCGGCCUCGGCGAAUCCCCCGCUAGCCUUCGUCCUCUGCACUGUUUCGCUCUUCCCAAUCGCGUCGCUAAAGGGCCGCCAGUCGCUAUUCGCAUGGCUGCUGAUCGCGUCGUCUCUCACGUGCCUCUUUUUCUUCUCCGGCUUUAAUCGCCUCCACCUGCGCGUCCGCUCCGCCACCUCCGCCGCCUCCUCCCGCGCCACCCCCGCGCCGCUGCCUCCGCUCACCCGCGAGGAGUAUUGCGCGUCCCCGCCCGCUGCGCGGAGCGCCUCGCGCGGAGAAGCUCCGGAGUCGGUGCUUCGUGGGUGGUCGGAGGGGAGCAGCGCCGACGGGCCUGCGCGGCUCCGGGGAAACUCCCCGAGGGGUGCGCCAUCGAGCAGAGCGAUGGACGCCGUUGGGGGGAUGGGAGAACGGCAACAAGGGAAGGCCCCGAUCUGCUCAAAGUGCAGAACGCUCCAGUCCGUCCUCAAGGCGGCCGUGCAGUCCGCUAUUAGCGCUGCUGCCGCCACCAACGGCGCUUCUGCAGGCGGCGGGGGCGGCAUGACCAUCGCCGACGACAUGGCGGCGGCGGGCGGGGAGUUCGCGGAGGACGCGGAGUCGGCGUCGCCCGCGCAGCUGCUGGCGCGCGCCGCGCGGCGGUCCGUGAUCGUGGUGUCGUUCAACGAGGCGUGGGCGCCCAUGAUGCGCUUCUUCCUCGCGCGCCUGCGCGCCGUCGAGCGCGCGGAGCGGAGCGCGCGCGAGCAGAGGAAGGCGGAGGGGGAGCGAAGGGGAGGAGAGGAGGGGAGGGGCGGAGUUAAUAUCCGGACGCGCGCAGGGGUUGAAGGGAUGGAGAGGGAAAGCGAGCGGAGGACAGCGGAGAGGUAUCAGACCGCGGGAGAUGGAGACGGGGAGGGGGAGGCGGGGGCGGAAGAGGGCGCGUAUAGCUCUGCGCUGGGUGAGCUGGUGGCGCGGCUGGUGGUGGUGGCGUACGACGACGCGAGCUUCGAGGCGUGCUGCGCGAUGGGGCUCAACUGCUACAUGGACUGGCAGGAGGACGCUCCUCACAGAGAGGACCUGGGCGGCGGACAGAAACACUUCAUGACGCGCGCUUAUAUACACCUGGUGUGGUGCAAGCAAGGUGGCAGUGGAGGCGAGCAUGCUGGGCUGGGCUACCACGCGCUCUUCACCAACUCCCACAUCCUCUGCCCGUCCCCAUCACCCAUGCCUCGAAUCUCUCACACACACCGUCCUCCCCUUGUGCUGUUGCAUCUCGGAUUCGCCAUUGCCACUGCCGUAAAGGUGUGGUGCAAGGUGGCGGUGGUGGCGAGCAUGCUGUCGCUGGGCUACCACGUGUGGCGCAAGGUGGCGGUGGUGACAAGCAUGCUGGCGCUGGGCUACGACGUGCUCUUCACGGACUCCGACAUCCUCUGGCUGCGCAACCCGCUGCCGCUGCUCUGGCGCCGCCCACACGACCUGCAGAUGUCGGCUGACUGGUGGUCGCCCAACCCGCGCUCCGUGGUGGCCAACGGCGGGUUCUAUGCCGCCCGGGCCAACACGCGCACUCUGCGCUUCUUUCAAGACUGGCUCGCAUGGCACAGGAGGUGCCCGCAGUUCCGCAUACAGCAGGUGUUCAACUGGACCCACCCUGUGCCCGCAGUUCCGCAUACAGCAGGUGUUCAACUGGACCCACCCUGUGCGGGAUUAUCAAUGUGCCCACAGUUCCGCAUACAGCAGGUGUUCAACUGGAUCCGCCCCGAGGCCAACCCGUUCACGCGCGUGGGCUCGCGGCUGCUGCUGCGCUACCUGCACAGCAACCAGUUCGGGGGCUUCUGUGAGAUGGGCCACUCGCUCUCCUCGCUGCUCACCGUGCACGCCAACUGCUGCCCGGGGCUCGGGAACAAGCUGCCCGUGCUCAAGCAGCUCGCGGCUGACUGGGACUUCUUUUCGGCGCUGCCCGUGGCUGCCCGGGAGGGGUUGGAGGAGCGGGGUUUUGAGUGGAAGGGGCGGAACUGCUCAACGAACUGGAACACGCUGCCCCGCGACACCCCCGUGGAAUCUUCUUAA